Messenger RNA from Rubroshorea leprosula, 1962 nucleotides. NCBI's taxonomy places the organism in Eukaryota, Viridiplantae, Streptophyta, Magnoliopsida, Malvales, Dipterocarpaceae. The record is from the annotation of a GenBank genome assembly.
ACUGUGUACAUUGCAGAUAUGAGAGCGGAGAGCCGCGUGGAGAAGCCAUUGCCGAUUUACGUGCCUAGAGACGAACAGUUCGAGGAAUGCAAGAUGAACACAUUCUCCACCGGGCGACUGAGGGCGGUGCUCCACAACUUAAUCCCACUACUCAAAGCCACCAUCUCCCCGUACAACCGCGACUUCAAAACCUUCACCGACAUCGAUAGCCUCUACAAGGAAGGGAUUCUGCUCAAAUUAGGAUUGCAAGAUGAAAUCCUCAAAAAACUUACUUUGAUCGAGUCCAGCGAAGGACUUCUCAAAUACGAAACCCCCACAAUUGUUUCCAAGGACAAAUUUGCCUGGCUCCGAGAUGACGAAUUUGCCCGCCAAACUCUCGCCGGAAUUAAUCCGGUAAACAUCGAAAGGCUCACUGCCUUUCCUCCGGUUAGCAAACUGGACCCCCAAAUUUACGGCCCACCAGAUUCGGCCCUCAAGGAAGAACACAUCCUCCCCUACCUCGACGGAAUGUCAGUACAACAGGCCUUGGACGAGAACAAGUUGUACAUAAUAGAUUACCACGACGUUUACCUACCGUUUCUUGACCGGAUCAAUGCUCUUGACGGCCGGAAAGCGUAUGCCACCCGUACCGUAUUUUUCUUGACGAAGGGUGGGACUCUUAAGCCGGUGGCAAUAGAGCUGAGCCUCCCUCCAGCAGGGCCUCGACCGUCGAAGCGCGUGGUUACGCCUCCUGUGGAUGCCACCAGUAACUGGAUCUGGCAGCUUGCUAAGGCCCAUGUUUGCUCAAAUGAUGCUGGAGUCCACCAGCUUGUUAACCAUUUUCUACGUACACAUGCAUCCGUGGAGCCAUUUAUUCUGGCAGCUCAUCGGCAACUGAGUGCCAUGCACCCGAUAUUCAAGCUUCUGGAUCCUCACAUGCGGUACACCUUGGAGAUCAAUGCCUUGGCUCGCCAAGCUUUGAUCUCUGUAGAUGGUGUCAUAGAGAAUUGUUUCACUCCCGGCCGGUAUGUCAUGGAGAUGAGCGCCGCUGCUUACCGGGAUUGGCGGUUUGACAUGGAGGGCCUCCCUGCCGACCUCAUCCGUAGGGGCAUGGCAGUUCGUGACCCAACACAACCACACGGGCUGAAGCUCAUACUUGAAGACUACCCAUAUGCAGCGGAUGGGCUCAUGAUCUGGUCAGCCAUAGAGAACUGGGUCCGAACCUACGUGGAUCAUUACUACCCUGAGUCAAGCCUUAUUCGCGGUGACACAGAGCUGCAAUCCUGGUACGCUGAGUCCAUCAAUGUUGGCCAUGCCGAUAUUCGACACAAGGAUUGGUGGCCCAAGUUAAACACCCCAGAGGAUCUAGUCUCCAUCCUCACCACCAUCAUUUGGCUUGCCUCGGCACAACAUGCUGCCCUCAACUUCGGGCAGUACCCUUAUGGAGGUUACGUGCCCAACAGGCCACCCCUGAUGCGGAGAUUAAUUCCGGACGAGAACGACGUAGAAUACCCCAAUUUUGUAGCGGAUCCACAAAAAUAUUUCCUCGCCGCGUUGCCAAGUUUAUUGCAAGCAUCAAAGUUCAUGGCUGUGGUGGACACAUUGUCGACACAUUCACCCGACGAGGAGUACCUAGGGGAGCGGCAGCAUCCGUCAAUUUGGUCCGGCGAUGCUGAAAUAAUCGAGGCAUUCUAUGGGUUCUCGGCAGAGAUCAGACAGAUAGAGAAAGAGAUUGAGAAAAGGAACAGUGAUCCUAGCUUGAAGAAUCGGUGCGGGGCAGGGGUGAUACCAUACGAGUUACUAGCACCUAGCUCGGAGCCCGGAGUUACAUGUAGAGGGGUACCAAAUAGUGUCUCAAUUUGAGCCAAAAAUAGCUGCUUUUCACCCAAUCAGGUCAUUUGUAAGUGUCUAUGUACGUAGAUGCCCAUCUAAACUUAAAGAUGUAUAUGGGAACAAUUUAAAAUUUUCAAAUAGUUUUUUUUU